Messenger RNA from Symbiodinium sp. CCMP2456, 1878 nucleotides. The record is from the annotation of a GenBank genome assembly. NCBI's taxonomy places the organism in Eukaryota, Dinophyceae, Suessiales, Symbiodiniaceae.
AUGACAGCCAUGCCAGAGAUAUCGGCGGAGCCGACCAUGACAGAUAUCUGGCGACAGUCAUCCGUCGCCACUGCCAUUGAGCGGCUUCAAACGUGGCGCACGACAGUAUCCACGGACUUUUCGCGGCAGAUCACACCCGCUCCUGUCAGAUCGGGGGCUUCCGUGCGGACGAUCAAUACCUUGGAGACGGGGGCCCUGAGUGAUCUGGUGGAUUACAUGUGCAGCGAGCCCUUGGUCGGGAGCACCAUCACCGAUGUGGAGGUGGAAGAAGAAUCAGAGAAUGCCUCGAGUGAGAAGGAUGACUCGCAGGAGUGUGCCGCACAGACACCAAAAGUUGCGAGUCUUUGGACGGUGGCUACCUGUGGCCUGCCACUCUCGGGGUUCUUUCUAGCUUUCCUGAACGCCACCGUCACAGGCGUGUCAUAUGGCUUCUUCCUGGGCUACAUGGGAUUGGAUUCGAAUGUCAUGAUGUCGGUAACAUCCCUCAUGCAGCUUCCACAAGUGCUGCUUCUUCCCCUGGGGGUGAUGAACGACUGCAUCCCAAUUCUUGGAUACAACAGGAAGCCGUACUUGCUUGCAGCUUGGCUGGUUUGUGGCGGUGCCCUCUUGACCAUGAGCACGAGGCCACUUCCAGCACCCUACUACUGCCAACAUCCUGAUGGCAGCUAUGACACGCUGUCGCCACCGUGCAAUCCGGACAUCCACUCCAUGAAGAACUGGUAUGUCAUCCCCAUGUCCACUCUUGUGGCCGGCAUCCAGUUGGGCUGUGUUGCAGGUGAGGGCUUGUUGUUGGAGUACUCCAAGGCGGAGGCGCCUGAGUGCCGCGGGAAGAUGAAGGCCGAAUUCACCAUGGUCACGAUGGCCGGAUCGCUCACGUCCUCUGCCGUCAUCGGAUUGUUCAUGAACCGCAAGGAGUACUUGGGCACCUUCGACUGGGGUCUAUCCUUCAGUGGCUUGAUGAUCUUGUGCUUUGCCAUCGCGGCCUGCAUGUUGCCGAUUUGUGUGAGGUGCGUCCAUGAGUCCAGGAAGGUCGAGCGCCCAUCCUUCCGUACACAUAUGGAGAGCUCUUGGAGUCUUAUCCAAAGCAAGUGCCUCGCAAGCGUCCUGCUCUAUGCCUUCAUCACACAGUUCCUGAGCCAGCUUACCACUACUGCAAGGCCGUUGGUCCGAUGUAUCUGGGCUGAGGUCAAGGUCCUGCAGGCACAGUUCUUCCAGAUGGGAGGCAUGGUCAUGAUGAUCGUUGUAGUUUGGAUUUACAAGGUUUACUUCUUGCAGUCAUGUUGGAGGAGAUCGAUCUUCGUGGCCAUCUUGGCAGUGACGCUGAUGGACUCCAUCCCAUCUUUCUUUGCAGUCUUCGACGUGAUUCGGAAUCAGUACUUCUUCCUUGGUGAUGAAAUGGCCAGUUCUGUGCCCACUGCAGCUCUAGGCCUGAUUUUGAACCUGAUUGUCAUCGAACUCUCCGAGCCCGGACAGGAAGGCUUGUGUUAUGGCUUGGUUGGAACCGUCAUGCACUCCAGCCAGCCAGUUUCCACGGCAGUGAGCAAUCAAGUCUCCAGCCUCUUUACUCCCUCCUUGUCUAAACCAGAGAACUACGCCAUGGACACGCCAAGUUUUCGAACGACUGUAGCUUGGUCCUAUGUUUUCACUUAUGGCGCCUCCCUGCUUGGUGCUUGCGCGCUUCCCUUGAUCCCGCGGCAGAAGGCAGAUGCCCAACGGAGGAAGUUGGAGUGGAGCUCCAGUCCUCUCAUGACUGCUUUGGUCUUAGGCGUCCCAGCUCUCUGUCUCCCGUACGGCGUCACUGUCCUGGUCCUCACUAGCCAACCAGACACGGCUUGUUUGCGUUGGAUCGGCGGCCAGGGUUGCGAAAACCUUGUCUGA